ACGAUGCGGUUAAUACUUGGGGACUUGGGUGAUGCGGGCGGCGGCGCGGGCCAGGGGGCCGCCACGUUCUCCCGCAGGCCGCCACCGCCCCCGCCGCAGCCCCCCGCAUCGGCCAGUGGCGGGGGAGGCACGGUGGCGCCCGAGCUUGACAUCUUUGAGUAUUGCCUCAAUGAUGCCGUGGGGGACCCGCUGCCCGGAGAACCACGCUCCCCCGGCCCCGCCGCCCCCACCCGGGGCUCGGGGGUCAGCGCGGCGGGGGAGCAGCCCGCAGUGCCGGGCUCCCUUCUCUACCAGUGCCGCCCCUUUGCGUGUCGGUUCUGCGCCAAGCGGUUCAAGAGGAAGGACCACCUGGUGGAGCACGAGCGGACGCACACAGGAGAGCGGCCCUACGUGUGCGCGGUGUGCGGCAAGAGUUUUGCUAAGAAGACAAACCUCAACACUCACACGCGUAGCCACCAACAGCAGCAGCAACAACAGCAGCAGCAGCAGCAGUACCUCCAUCACCUGCACGCCGCCUAGCCCCCUCCCUUAAGGCAGGGCAAGCCUCCUUCGCGUGGCACCAGGGGCACACACGCAAAUGGAAAGAAUGUUUCUGUACUGUAUUUUUUACUUGUUCUGACGAAAGUUAUCGCAUAAUAAACGUGUGUUAUACAGA
Portunus trituberculatus (swimming crab) is the source of this 655-nucleotide messenger RNA. Its product is annotated as replication initiator 1-like. Gene Ontology annotation, cellular component: nucleus. The transcript has a single exon. Gene Ontology annotation, molecular function: DNA-binding transcription factor activity, RNA polymerase II-specific; RNA polymerase II cis-regulatory region sequence-specific DNA binding. Gene Ontology annotation, biological process: regulation of transcription by RNA polymerase II. Lineage: Eukaryota; Metazoa; Arthropoda; Malacostraca; Decapoda; Portunidae. The record is from RefSeq and is a predicted model, not a curated record. The coding region runs from base 4 to 519 and encodes 171 amino acids.